Scatophagus argus is the source of this 2865-nucleotide messenger RNA. It is a transcript of the gene zc3h12ab, whose product is annotated as zinc finger CCCH-type containing 12Ab. Gene Ontology annotation, molecular function: metal ion binding; RNA endonuclease activity; mRNA binding. Gene Ontology annotation, biological process: 3'-UTR-mediated mRNA destabilization; nuclear-transcribed mRNA catabolic process, RNase MRP-dependent. The transcript has 6 exons. Lineage: Eukaryota; Metazoa; Chordata; Actinopteri; Scatophagidae. The record is from RefSeq and is a predicted model, not a curated record. The coding region runs from base 327 to 2156 and encodes 609 amino acids. Gene Ontology annotation, cellular component: cytoplasmic ribonucleoprotein granule; nucleus.
AAAAGGAAAAACCCCAACUUCCUUAUACAGGCUCACAAAUCAACCAGAAGCCUCCCGUGGCCGCAUUCAGCAGCUGUGCCAGAGUCGUUAAGCCGAGCGAAAAGACAACAGCUAACAGCUCGGAUGGAGUUUUUAGGGUGGGACACGAUCUGAAAGCACUGAGUGAGAAGAAAAGAUUGCUGAAGUUACUCUUUUUAUUCUCUGUUGACCUGUGAACGUAAAGUCCAAACGCGACCUGUCUGAACCUCACCAACCGUGAAACAUCUGCAUGGAUCUUGCCUUGACUUUUCCCAGCUCCAGACUCCUCCUGGCCCUCCUGUGAGAACAUGUAUCCAAGUGAACCUGACCCUUCCCAGGACCAGCAGCACCUGGAGGCCCAGCUGGACUUCUUCCACAAGCUCGGGUACUCCACGGCUCAGGUUCAAGCCGUUGCGCAGCAGUUCGGCCCCCACAUGGACACAGAUAAAGUUCUGGGGGAGCUGGUUAGGAUCAGGGCCGGUCAGAAGGCCAAGCACGGGCCGGUGACCACGAUGUCGGUGCUGGUGCCCAGAGGGGACAUCCAGGCUGCAGGCUCCACCCUGCUGGUGCCUUUCACUGCAUCAUCUCCUCAGAGCAAAGAGGAGAGCGCUGAGGAUGAAGACGCUCUCAGACCCAUCGUUAUCGAUGGCAGCAAUGUGGCCAUGAGCCAUGGGAACAAGGAAGUUUUCUCUUGUCUGGGAAUCCAGUUGACUGUGAACUUCUUCCUGGACAAAGGCCACACUGAUAUCACUGUGUUUGUUCCCUCGUGGAGGAAGGAGCAGCCCAGGCCAGAUGUUCCCAUCACAGACCAGCAGAUUUUGAGGGACCUGGAGAGGAGGAAGAUUCUGGUGUUCACACCGUCGCGACGCGUUGCAGGCAAACGAGUGGUCUGUAAUGACGACUGGUUCAUCGUCAAGUUGGCCUACGAGACUGACGGCAUCAUCGUGUCCAACGACAUGUACCGGGACCUUCAGGGCAAAGAGCCUGAGUGGAAGCGCUUCAUCGAGGAGAGGCUGCUCAUGUACUCCUUUGUUAACAACAAGUUUAUGCCUCCCGAUGAUCCUUUGGGCCGACAUGGUCCAACCUUGGAGAACUUCCUGCGGAGGUUUCCAAAGACUCAAAAAAAACAGACAUGCCCUUAUGGAAAGAAAUGUACGUAUGGAAUCAAAUGUAAAUUCCACCAUCCUGAGCGAGCCAAGCAGUCCAAUCACUUGGUUGCCGAUGAGCUUCGGGAGAACGCUAAGCACCAUUCCACUCUUCAGAAACAAUCUCCCGGUCACUCCAGUCCUGUGCCUGGAGAAAGCCUCUCGUUGGUGGAGGACAUGGCAAAGAAACUGGCUCUCGGGAAUGAGAGCGUCCCCUUAAAGAAAGAGCAUAAAUAUGAACAUGUAUCUCAGGUGAAGGCGAGUCAGCGCUCCAGCAAAAGAGCCACGCCUAGAAAGGAGAAGUCCAGCCAGCACUCUGAUCACAGCUCGGUGCGGCGUAGUGGCUCUCAGGAGCAGCUAGACUCUGGUUUAGGCUCCAUAGAUAGUCAGCCAACGGAGGCUCCCUGGAGCGAUCACCAGUAUGGGGUGACGUAUGGGAGCUCUCAGCAUACCCACAAUUUAAGACAGCAGUUCUGUCCUCCAAGAAGUGCGCCGUGCAGCUGCUGCUCACACGGGCCUUCCUCUCAGGGGACUGCACCAGCUUUCAAGCACCACAACCAGCAAUACAGCCUUGGGCCUGUCAGCAGCCACAGCUCUGAUAUGAUCCCCUACGGCCCACCUCAUUACGCCAACUAUGGUGCAUACCCAUUGAGCAUGCGGGCGUACAGUCAGCCGACAGACUUCCAGCACAACAGAUCCCACAGCCGCCCACAGCAGCAGCCACAGCAGCACUACUGGUCCGAUCCAUUCGGGGCUCACCCUCCUGCAAACCACAGCCUGUCGAGGGAGAGCUCAUGCUGGGAGCCUCCUCGGGGGACACAGCAGAGUCCAAGUGGGCUGAAAGAGAGAGAAGUUGUCCGGAAAAAGCUCCUGGCUAUCUUCAGUGCCCACUUGGUGGACACGGCCAUGGACAUGUUUCCUCAGGUGAUGGAUCCGCAGAUGCUUGUUGCCGAGAUCCUGAUGCUGCAGAGUCAGAACAGGGCGCUGAGAUGAGCUGGUCCCAAGUCUUUCACUGGAAAGACUGCAGAAGCCAAGAUAAACAUGAGUUUGUGUAUUUCUGUAUAGUGGUAUCCACCUCUCUAUAUAAAGUGUAUUUGAAUGCGUUGGAGUUAUGUUACAUUCUCUGUGAAUUAGCUAAAAAUAAUGCAGUUGAUACAAAUUGUAUCUAUUUUUUAAGAAUACAAAAAGAAAUAUUGGCUUUUAAUAUGCUUAAUGGGAUUAAAAAGGAGUUACACCAGUAUACUCAGUUUAAUCCAGUGUAAUCUAAUAUAAUUCAGUACCAGUGUUCUUUAAUAAUAUGUUCAGUGUAGCGUUUCUGAGAAGAACAUUGAAUCUAAAAACGUGUUUGUGUCAUAUUGGCACUGUUCACCGUGCUUUCCCAACCAACUAUUGUAUAGGAUGGGCUGGGCAAUAAUGGAAUAUAAUAAAAGUGUCAUAUUGAAAUAACAACGUUGAGUUAUUGUGGCACACAUUUAAUAGGUGAUAACAGAUAACCUCAGAGAAAAUGAGAUUUGGAACAGAAAACUGGUUUUUGUAGUGCUUUCUAUUCUCAGUUUUGUUUAUUUAAGGUUUUGCAUUUGAUCUGUUGUUAUUUUUUGAGGGGAUCAGGCCCAAGAUGAAAACAUGAUAACCAAACUGUUUGACAGUGUUUCAUUUCUAUUUACCUGAGGGUAAAUUCACCAAAAUAAAUAUACAUUUUUAA